Messenger RNA from Fraxinus pennsylvanica, 1134 nucleotides. The record is from the annotation of a GenBank genome assembly. Lineage: Eukaryota; Viridiplantae; Streptophyta; Magnoliopsida; Lamiales; Oleaceae.
AUGAGGAAUUUGAAAAGGAAUGCUUUGAUUAAAGGUUCAAAAAGCAAGUUUAAUGAGUAUCUUGAACUGGAGAUGAAGGGAGGGACAUUGUUGGCGAAGGAGGAUUUGAAGUUGGAAAAGAAACUUGCGAAGAAACUCAAGUUCAAGAAUGGAAAAUUGCAAGGAGUUGAUGAUGAUAUUGACAUGUUACUUGAAGGAAUACCUUCUAUUCUAAGCAAUCUAGAGGAAAAUGAAAAAGAGAUUGAAAAGAACUUUCAGAAUGGCACAUUGCACAGAAAACGAAAGACAAGUAAAUUGCCAGAUAUAGUUUCCAAGGCUGAAAAACUGGUUGAUAAUGUGGAUGAAGAAUCUGACACACUUGAUGCUAUUAGUGACGAGCAUGAUGAUGUUGAGGAAGUGGUCUUGCAUAAGGAUUCAAGGAAGCGUAAUCUGAAAAAGACAAAGUUCAAAGAGUAUCCUGAGACUGAAAUGCAGGGUGGUAUGCUUUCAGGUGAAGCAGAUUUGGCAUUGGAAGAAAAGCUAGCGAAGAAGCUCAAGGUGAAGGAAGGGAGAUUAAGUGGAGAAAAUGACGAAAUUAACAUGUUAUUCAGGGAAAUUCCUUCAGUGCUUGAUUCCUCAGGGGAUGAACUAAUAACUUCUGAUGAAGAUCCCAAGAGGAGCCUUGAUAACAGCUAUUCAAGUGAGAGACUUAAAAAGCGAAAGUCCAUUGAUCAAGAGAAAAGAGCUGAGGGAGCAGUUGACCCAUUAUUUGGAGUAUCCAAACCAGUAGAACCCUCUGGUGCAGGAGCGACAUCAGAACAGGUUUGUCAUGUGGUGCCAGGGAAAUAUGUGGCUCCUCAUCUUAGAUCUCGGGCUAAAAAAGAAUCAGAAGAAUAUGCUCAAAUCCGUAGACAAAUACGAGGACUUUUAAACAGGUUAUCUGAAGCCAAUUUGGAAUCAAUCACGGGUGAAAUUUCUACAAUACUCAAGUCUGUUGGUCGUAGCGUUGGUUCCCAAAUUGUUCAGGAAGAGGUUGUGGCAUCAUGUUCUGGGGGACCUCGUGGCAACGAACAAAUCAGGGUAGUUUUUUUCACAAGCACUAGUUGGAAAACAUCUGCCAAAAAUGAAUUUAGGCUUCAUAAUAUUGUCACGUGA